Molecule: messenger RNA, 2653 nt
Organism: Gossypium arboreum
Lineage: Eukaryota; Viridiplantae; Streptophyta; Magnoliopsida; Malvales; Malvaceae
Exons: 4
Coding region: 165-1055 (296 amino acids)
Biological process (GO): fatty acid metabolic process
Molecular function (GO): oxidoreductase activity, acting on the CH-OH group of donors, NAD or NADP as acceptor; NAD+ binding
Source: RefSeq, a predicted model, not a curated record
CAAAAUUAGACCCUCAGAGAAAUUUUUUUUCUUUUGGGGUAGUCGAAAGAUAAGUUUAGCUGUUGAAGUUAGAGAGCUAAGGACGAUAAGGACAAGUUAUUUUUAGUACGUCUCUCCAAAUGGGUCCCUGAAGGAGAUUCUGGUAGUUCCUCUACCGACGAAAAAUGGCUGAGGCAAAGAGUUUGGGAGUGGUUGGCAGUGGGCAAAUGGGUUCAGGCAUAGCUCAGCUGGGUGCCAUGCAUGGUCUCCAUGUUUGGCUACUCGAUACAGACCCUACCGCACUUUGCAGAGUCAACAAAUCCAUCUCUUCUUCCCUUCAACGUUUUGUUUCCAAAGGCCAAAUCUCACAGGCUGCUUGUACUGAAGCUUUGGGGCGUCUGAAAUAUACUUCAAAUAUAGACGAGCUCCGAUCUGCAGAUUUCAUUGUUGAAGCAAUUGUAGAAUCAGAAGAUGUGAAGAAAAAGUUGUUCAUCGAACUCGAUAAGAUCACAAAGAGUUCAGCCAUUUUAGCAUCUAAUACAAGUUCCAUCUCCAUUACUCGAUUAGCAUCCGCAACUAGCAGACCAUGCCAGGUCAUUGGAAUGCAUUUCAUGAAUCCUCCUCCAAUAAUGAAGUUGGUUGAGAUUGUUCGAGGUGCAGACACAUCGGAUGAAACAUUUCAUGCGACAAAGGCGUUGGCGGAGAGGUUUCAUAAGACAAUAAUAUGCUCCCAGGACUAUUCAGGCUUUAUUGUGAAUCGAAUCCUUAUGCCAAUGAUAAAUGAAGCAUUUUUCACACUAUAUACUGGGGUGGCCACCAAGGAAGAUAUUGAUACAGGGAUGAAGUUAGGAACAAAUCAUCCAAUGGGUCCCUUGGAGCUUGCUGAUUUCAUUGGACUCGAUGUGUGUUUAUCGAUAAUGAAAGUUCUACAUGCUGGUCUAGGUGACAGUAAAUAUGCCCCUUGCCCUCUUCUUGUGCAGUAUGUCGAUGCCGGUCGUGUUGGGAGAAAAUGUGGUAUUGGGGUAUAUGACUACCGUAAGGGGUCUGAACCUAUAAAGGCAUCUCCCCGACUCUAAAUAUAUCUUGUUUCAUGGAUAAUGAAUACCAAAAGCAGUGCCUAAAUAAGGCUUGUAAGUCAUAUCGAGAACUUGUCAGUACAAGUUCCAGGAAUGAAGUGGUAUGGAAAUAUAUGUACAUUCUUUCUUUUUUCUUGACUGUUUCCAUUGAUUCCCUGUCUUAAAGUAAAGUAUGAUUGGGGGAAUAAGAUGGGGACUCUUCAAUUGGGAAACUUAUGCUUUAGAAAAUUAGGAAUCAGGGGUGGUAUAGUGGUGCAGUAAAGGAUAUACCACGCGUCUAUCAAAUAAGGACUGCUACAGAAACAUGCAGGAAAUUUUCAGGUAAAAAAUUGUAAUAAAGUUUCCCUGAUGAAACUGUUAAAAUCCCCUUGUGAACUACAUUGUAGAUGUGGCUAUGAUCUUUAAAAAAUUCUCUAAAUACAUAAAAAAAAACUUAAAUAUAUACCCGUAUCCAAAACUCAUGUAGGAGUGCAUGUAAAAGAUUAUAUCACUUUAGUGCUUGGUGCUCUGUUUGGGGAAAGCAUUAAUUGGUAGCUUACCUCAUUGAAAUUACUGCAUGUCGUACAGUACUUUCUUCAAGUGGGCUUAAUUUGCAGCCAACAGCAAGUUGUUCAGUUGAUUGACAUAGUGGCUACCUUUUAUCCUAAAGUAAAUGUCAUACAGCUGUCAGAUGCCAAUUGAAUCAAUAGUAAUUAAUAGAAAAAAACAAAGCAAAAAUUGGAUUAGAAUUCUUGAGAAACAUCAGUCUCGCAAUAGAAUAAACUACAUUUUGUCUGCAAAAAUUAACAAAAUCUCAAACCUUUAUGGUACACUUGGUUAUGAAUCAAGAUUAAGAUCUUAAUAUUGUUAUGGAUGAUUGUGUAUUUAAACUUCAAGCUCCUGAUAAUAAUGCAAAUGCAUGUGUCCCAUAUAGUGCUUGCCAGCUUAGGAACCUUUAGUGUAAGGCAAGGAAAUUCAAAGUAGACCCGCCCUUUUUCUCUAAUAGAUGACGGCCGAGGUGACCCACAUGGAGGAAACCCCUAACUCUUAUCAGGGGAACUAUGAACUUCAUCCUUUGAUCAUGGCUAAUAGUCCCCCAUACACACCAGGGGGCCACCAUCCUUCCCUAAUCCUAAAGUUGUCAUUAUUAGGCAGCUUCUUUAUUGAAAGUGAUUGAAUUGGAAUCCGAUAAAAUCUUGGAAAAAAAAAUAUAAACUACAUUAUUAGACAGAAAACCCAGAUAGAAAAAGCUCCCAACUUUUUUCUUUCUCUAUAAUUAAAAGGACUUUUAGGACAUAUUUUGGAACCAAGAAGAAGAACAGAAAGACAGGCAUGAAGUUCUUGUUUCAGUGUCCUUGCUGUUCUUGUUUCUGCUUCAUGAAGCCUAAGAAAGGGAAACCAAAGAUGAAGGAUGACAAGGCUGAGACAAAAAAGGAAGUGAAGGCUGAAAAAGAGAAGGAAGCGAAGGCUGAGUGAAAAUGAUGAUUUACUUACAUUAUAUUCUUCACUGCUGCUCAAGUAAAUUGUAUGUAACUUUUGUUUGAAUGAAAAAUGCUGCCUUGUCUUGGUUAUUGUAGUAUUAUUUGCUUGUACUGAUAAUAAACUUGACAUUUCUAUUA